UCCAAGAAGCCACGCAUCACUUUUCUCUUCCCUUUUGCUCAGUUUCUCCGUCUUCUCUGUCGUCUCUCUCUCUCUCUCUCUGUCUCUCUCUCUCUCUCUCUCUCUAGGAGCCUCGACAAUGGUGGAGCAGAGGAGGUUCGCUCUGUUUCUAGCGACGCCUGAUUCCGAGUUCGUGAAGAAGACGUACGGAGGGUACUACAACGUGUUCCUCUCCACCUUCGCCGACGAAGGAGAGCAAUGGGAUCUCUUCCGAGUCGUCGACGGCGAAUUCCCCGGCGACGACGACCUCCAUUGCUACGACGGAUUCGUCAUCAGUGGAAGCCCUCACGACGCAUUCGCCGACUCCGAUUGGAUCCUCAAGCUCUGCUCCAUUUGCCAGAAGCUCGACGACAUGAAGAAGAAGGUCCUCGGUAUUUGCUUCGGCCACCAGAUAAUAUGCAGAAUAAAGGGAGGGAAAGUGGGUCGAUCUCCGGGAGGUUUGGACAUGGGACUAAGGAACAUAACCAUAGCGAAGGAGGCGGUAAAACCGGAAGGAUACUUCGGGGAAGAGAUCCCGACAUCGUUAGCCAUAAUAAAAUGCCAUCAAGAUCAAGUCUUGGAACUCCCAGAGACAGCCACUGUUCUUGCAUCCUCCGAUUUCUGCAACAUCGAGAUGUUCUCUGUCGGAGAUCACAUUCUCUGCAUCCAGGGACAUCCUGAGUACAACAAAGAUAUUCUCUUCGAGAUCAUCGAUCGUGUCCACCUCACCCUGAAGCUGAUUCAAAAAGAAUUUGCGGAUAAGGCGAAGGGAACGAUGGAGAAUGCGGAAGCUGACAGGAAGCGAUGGGAGACACUCUGCAAGAAUUUUCUCAAAGGACGAUCGGAUCGGGUUUGACUCGUUCCCCAUGUUCUGUUCUUCUUGUCCGGAACAAGAAAUAUUCAGACGUAACGGUUUAUGAAAAAACAGAGAUUGGAAGUAAUCACAAACAUCAUCCUUUUUACAUUACAUUUGGGAGCUGUUUUUACCAAUAUAGUGUAUUAUAAGUAUAUAAAUCAAGUAUUUUGUUUUUCCA
Molecule: messenger RNA, 1052 nt
Organism: Tarenaya hassleriana
Lineage: Eukaryota; Viridiplantae; Streptophyta; Magnoliopsida; Brassicales; Cleomaceae
Product: gamma-glutamyl peptidase 5
Exons: 3
Coding region: 119-874 (251 amino acids)
Cellular component (GO): cytosol
Source: RefSeq, a predicted model, not a curated record